This is a messenger RNA of Xiphias gladius (swordfish), 3416 nucleotides long. RefSeq names its product transmembrane protein 269 (gene tmem269). The coding region runs from base 116 to 1090 and encodes 324 amino acids. Lineage: Eukaryota; Metazoa; Chordata; Actinopteri; Istiophoriformes; Xiphiidae. Gene Ontology annotation, molecular function: phosphotransferase activity, for other substituted phosphate groups. Gene Ontology annotation, cellular component: membrane. The record is from RefSeq and is a predicted model, not a curated record. The transcript has 7 exons. Gene Ontology annotation, biological process: phospholipid biosynthetic process.
CCGGUCUUUUGCUCCAAGAUGAUGGGACGCGAGGCAGCGCCGCACGCGCGCCUGGCGCGUUGCGUCCGCUCCCGGGCGCCGUGGCGCUGCGGUGCGCGGGGUGGAAGGGGCUUUGAUGCUCGCGGAAGGUGCGUUUCUCUGUGCGUACCGAGCCCCCCGCGGAGCGGCCGGGGGACGCGCGAAAAACACCAGCGAGAGCCGUGGCCCCCGGGAGCAGAGGCAGAGUGGGACGAUGCGGGGAGCGUUAAAGGACGGGCCAACGGCCGAGCUCCGCGGCACAGAGCGCGCCACGUUGUCCAGGGUUUCCAUCGGCGCGAUUUCAGGAGAUAAAGUAAAGCUGUUGUAUUGUGAGCCAGAGACGAUCAUGAUCCUCCUGACUUCCUCCUCUGGUUUCUUCCAGUGCACCAACAAGCUCUUUCUGAGCGAUCAGGCCACAGGGCUCCAGAUCAAGGAGUUUGCGCGUAAAAAUGCGGCAAAUGCUCUGUCAGUUGCCAACAUGGUCAUGGGCAUGGCCUCCAUUCUCAGCAGCCUCAAUGGGCACCAUCAUGCCGCAUGUUGGCUGGUUCUGAUUGGCUACCUGCUGGAUUUGGCAGAUGGAGCAGUUGCCAGGCGACUCGAUGCCUGCUCGGCACUGGGUGCGAAGCUGGAUGAUUUUGCCGACUUCACAACCUUCGGGAUCGCCACGUCGCUGCUCCUGAGGACAUCUGACCUGCUGGACAACAUCCUGUGCAUGUGUUACGUCCUGUCUGUGUUCGUCCGCCUCUGUUUCUUCUCAAGCGGGAUCCCAUUCAUGUACCGUGGCCUGCCCUGCAUCUACUCCUCUGCCAUCCUGGCCAGCGCCUCUCUGCUGUCAGGGGGAAACAUGGGCGUGCUGCGCGUCAUCGCAGUGGCCAUGAUCCUCUUCAUGAUCAGUCAGAACUUCUACCCCCAUGACAGAGUGCUGGAGUCCCAGGCCUGGAAGAAAGUUGUUUACGCCGGAGGAGUUGUCAUGGUGUUCUGCUCUUCCUUCCCCCCUGCUUGUGUGUACUAUCUGCUGUGGUCUGUCUCCUACAUUCUGUUCCCAACAUCCCUUUGGAGCAGUAAAGUGUAAAAGGGGUGGGCUGGCUUUGUCCGGCUUUGUCCAAACCUCCCAAUAGUUUUACCUCUGGCUCAUCUGGGUGAACGGAGGCUUCCAGACUGCCGCUGCUCCCUACUGCCAUGGACGAAUCAAGCUGAAUAUGCUCAAGCGCCACAGGCGAACUCUCGCUCUAUUUAACCUUUAAUUUUGAUGUGACACCUCUAAGACAGGAACAGGACAAAAGGGAGUUACAAUGAGGGAUGGGAAGGACAUUUUAAUGUUACUGGUAAGGAUUAACCUUCAUGCUGUCUUAUGUCUUUGUUGUAUUUUCACUGAAGCCAGGGGUUUGGUGGCUUGUUCCAAAAGCUGAAUUUUCAUCAAGUUUAUCUCCUGUGUAAUCUCCCAACUUCAGUAUUAAUCCAAUCCUUCAUCAUUGUUGUGAGCACGUGGCAGCCGGGCACAUCGACUCACAAGGUAACAGAAAAAGAAAUGAUUUCAAACGAAAUAGUUGCAUCCAUAUCUAAUAUAUUUUUGCCUCUAAUUUGGUUUUGAAAAGGUUUUAUUUUGUAAUCACACAGGCCACCCUAACCCCUAUUGUGAUGUCCGCGAUGUUAAGCAUAGCUAGACGAGUAACUGUCAGAGUGGUACAGUAUGUUGGCAAGGCCUGUAAUCCAUGGAUCUACAACAUGAUUCCUCAGCCGCAUUUUCCAGAUUCAAAAUUCCAAUGCCCUUUCUGGUUUAUCUAUGACACAGUGAUGAGCAUUCAUACAGCACUAUGACAAAUUCUGUGUUUACUGACAUCGGUUAAUGAUUGUAUCGGGGCUGAGGUCAAUUUACUUUCAUAGUAUUCGGGUCAGGAUGUGUCCUCGAGAGCCACGUUUUCCAUUACGUAGGGAUCUCAAACCCAGCCAGAGGAAACUUUUGAACAUGACGGUUCUGUCACUCUUAUUAUUUAAUUUGCUGUUUGAAUGUAUGUUUUAAAAAGGUUGAACUGAAUGCGAACUGACCCCAACCUUGACUUAUGUAAAUUGGGUACUCGUUUUUCUUUUAUUUAGUUUUCAGGACUUUUAGCUUUUUACCAAGUUGUGACUCUGUCCAAGAAAUGAUGUGUUAGAUUUUAGUAUUUCUUCUAUGUGUACUUUUAUUGGGUCAUUGCAUGUGUUUGCCUCUGUUUUAAGAGGCAUUGCAGUUUAAAUAUUAAAUCCACACUGAAUCCCCAUUGCCUCUCAUUGUACUUCUCUGACCACUGCCGAAUCAGCGGUGACACUGCAGUUGUUUUCCCAUCACUCGUCGGGACGCCUGCGGUGACCUUACUGAUUGCGGUGGAGUCGGAAAGGCAACAUGAGCAGAAGUUGCGAUCUGCAAGUGGCAGCGCAGCAGCAGUUUGCUGCCCCGCGCGAUUCAGUGUGAAUUUACACUUAAAGAGCAACAACACACGGGCUGCAGGUCCUGCCUUUCCUGCCAUCUAGUGGGUAAGAAUUUCACCCUGCUGCGUGUUCUGCCUCCACCUUAAAAGGUGGCUGUGAUCAGGAGUGCAGUGCAGCAGCACUGAAACUUUAAAUCCACCGUGAUCUGGGAAGGAAAGAACAAGUGUGUUGUUACUCCUUAACUCGGCCAGUAUUCAGUCGGAGGGGACAACAUGUUUUUGUAGAUGAGUCCUUUUUAGCAAGGACAACUUUUUGGCAUCGCUCAUCGUGUCUCCAAAUGGGUAUUUGUGCCGCUCUGCAUGGUGUGUGACAAAUGGGGAGAUGAUAUAGUUUUAUACGGUUUUGUUCAGAAGCUUGAUGAAGACAAAAGCACAGAGUAACAGGUAAAUACCGUAUAUCUGUUCUCACCCCCAAAAAGCUACUGACACCCCAUAUUUCAAUUUUGAUUCACUUUAUACCUUCUUCUAAUGUUCAUCUUUUAAGCUUGUAAUCAGAGGUGUCAGAGUAAAGUGUCUGACAUCGCUCGCAAUUUGAGUUCGGUGGUUUUAGUGAUUUGAACCUUGUAUAAGCCAUAACUCAUAGUGCCAACAAUGUAUGAGUUAUGCCAGUGAGUCUCCCUGACAGGAUUUUUCUGAGAGGAAAAACCGAGGAGGUGGAGCAGAAUUUCUGUUUUUAAAAAUAUUGCAUCAAAAGGUCAUGUUUGGCAUGGUUUAUAACAACCAGUGUUGUGAAGAAACUCUACAGUGUAAAGUGCAUACACGGACUGAACACAAGUCUACUCUAGAACAUUCAGUAGUGCAUUCAGCUUUCCUGUGUGGGUGUUUUUGGUUUUCAAACUGUAAAGUCACAGUGAUGUAUGCAUGCUAAGAGCACUGUAGAUACAAGAACUGUACUUUGCCCGAUGCUAAAAAAGGAAAAAAAAAAAAAAAAAA